Molecule: messenger RNA, 357 nt
Organism: Meloidogyne enterolobii
Lineage: Eukaryota; Metazoa; Nematoda; Chromadorea; Rhabditida; Meloidogynidae
Source: the annotation of a GenBank genome assembly
AUGCUCAUAAAGUUUCCAAGUUACAAGUCUACUGGAGUCAAUUUUAAGGAGGAAACAGACAGUUCAGGUCAUAAAUGCUUCCAAAUGAGUGGAGGGAAAGUGGAGGUAAACCAACCAGGCUUGGACGGCUCCAAAAAAUAUUAUGUCCAUGUUGAGACAAGAAUCGGCAUUCACGGCAAGCCCGAACGCUGUGUUAAUCCAGACAAAGACAAUUGUGGGGGAAUAGGUUCUUGUGUCCACUGUGAUAUUUGUAAAACUAUGGGAGGCUCGCUCAAAAGCUUUAUUCAAAUUUUCAAAGGAAACAAACCUGCUGAAUGCAGUGCUCAAGGCAUGAGGAUUUGUUAUUAUUUCUUUUAA